UAAAAGCUGCUCACCUGCGCGAGCUGCACACGCACGAAAAAAAAAGGAAAGGCGAAUGACGUCACGAGCCCUACCUCUUCACACGCGACUUGCGCCGGCGCUCGCGCUCAGCCCGUGUUCGUUUAGCAUCUCUGCGCGCGUGCGAGCGGUGGACAAAGCUCGCGCGGAUUUAUAAGCGGCGUACCUCGGAAGCACGGUUUGAAUCUAAUCGGUGGCCGAGAUGUCUCGAGACCCGGACGACGUGAACAAGCUCACUGAAAGCACCUAUAAGAAUGUGAUGGAACAAUUCAACCCAGGACUGCGUAACCUUGUAAACCUGGGGAAGAACUACGAGAAAUCAGUAACCGCAAUGACGCUUGCUGGAAAGACGUAUUUCGAUGCAGUUUCAAAGAUUGGAGAGACUGCUGCUGUGUCACCCGUCUCCAGAGAGCUCGGGGUGGUCCUGAUGGAGAUUUCCGAAACGCACAAGAAGGUUCAGAUGGAGAUGGAGGAGUUUUUCAAAAGGUUCCAUAGAGAGCUCAUUGCUGAACUGGAGAAGAAAACGGAUAUGGAUGUCAAAUACAUGAAUGCCACAUUCAAAAGAUACCAGACAGAACACAAAAUCAGGCAAGAGACUCUGGACAAAUCACAUGCAGAUCUAAAGAAACUCCGCCGAAAAAGCCAGGCGAAGCAUUCCAGCAAGUAUGACAUCAAGGAAAAUGAGUACAUGGAGACGAUUUCUUCACGACAGACAGACAUGCAGCAGUUUAUAGCAGAUGGAUGCAGGGAGGCCUUGCUGGAGGAGAAGAGGAGGUUCUGCUUCUUGGUGGAAAAACACUGUAUCUUCUCCUAUCAAAUGGCAGAGUUUCAUGACAAAGCGAAGGAGAUCCUCUCUUUGAAACUGCUCAGCUGGCAAAGCAAAUGCAGUGAUGCCCUCCAGGUGCCAGACACUAUAAUAACCAUGAUCGAGGGCAUACGUACUCCCAUCUCCACACCAAAGUCUUUACCGGUUAAGGAGCAUUUUGACAGGAAUUCUGACUCCAUGAUUCCUCCACCAGCCCCACCACUGAAGGCCCAGACUAGUCCAUUGGCAAAUAUGUUCUCACAAGAGAUCCCCAGAAGCCCUGUGUCCCCAGAGCCUUACUCAGACCAAGAUAGUCUUGAUGGCAGCGGCAGGUCCAGAUCCGAAUCUGUUUCCAGUGGUAUGAAUUUGAUGAAAAAGCCACGAGUGCAGACCAUUUUCCCACACACAGCUGGUAACAAUGAGUCCUUACUCAGCUUUGACGAUGGAGAAAUCAUCACUUUACUGAUUCAGGAGGAGAAGGAUGGUUGGCUCUAUGGGGAACUGGAGAAAAAUGGACAGAGAGGCUGGUUUCCAUCGUCAUAUUGCCGUCCAUACAGUGAGCCCGUAAUCACCAGCCUCAUGAAUGUGGUAGAUCUCUCUAAGCGGUCUGAAGAGGAAGAGGAGGAGGAUGAAGAGCAGCCUGUGUUUCUACCUCCCCCUGACUAUGGUGACUCAUCCAGGAAGCCCUCCACCCCCUCACCACAGAACACGAUGUCAAACGGCACAUCAAAACCUCCAUUCCUCGGAGGUGGGAAUCCCUUUGCCACAGUCAGGCUGCGGCCCACAGUUACAAACGACAGAUCAGCGCCAGUCGUCUAACGCCGUUCAUCAUGAGCCUUGAUGCCGAUUUGGGCUUCAUUUUCCUUUAGUUAGUUUUCAUUUUGAAAUUGAAAGGGCUUGAUCAUGAAUGUUUUCGAUGUUAAAGUUUAAGCCCAAGUUGAAGUGUAACUGCAUGGAUUUUAAUUAAUGAUGAGUUGGUUUUACAGUUAUAUAGGUUCAACUCAAUUCCUUUGUACAACAACCAAAAGUGUUUUCUUAUGUUCAUUCAUGCUAACACAUUGUUUGACCAUAUUGGUCUUUGUAGCUGUUAAACCGUGACAGUUCUUAGUUUACCUGUCUAGCCUUAUUUGUUAGAAGCCACUGCUUGAUCAAGAUCAAGUUUGAAUAUGUAAACUGCAGAAAUCAGGAUUUAUGUAGAAUGCUAGAUGAAAUAUACAAUAUUCUGUAUGAUAGGCGGUAAAAUCUGUUCCUCUUAAAUUUGUGUUGUAUAAAAAAAAUAUAUCGUAGUAUGUUCUGUUUUCAUGCUGGAACGAGGUAACUAUAAAAGCACAUUUAUGUAACAUGGUGGUUUAUUUCUCCCAGUUUUAAAGAAAAUCUUUCCUGGUGGUGUCUGUGUGCCAGGAAAAUAACAGCAUAUCUCAGUAUACACUGUAAAAAUGGAUUCCGUCUUUGAUGCCUAGUUAUUUUAAUGUUUAUUCUUAUUCUUAAUGUAACAAAAUGUUGUUUAUUUAGGGACGUGUCUAAUCAUUGCCGUUAGAUUUAUUUUACUCCUGUUUUAAUAUAUGGGAUACCUUUUUUACUGUAUUGUAUCAUUGAUUAAUUGUGCUAUUUUCUGUCAAACAGCACUGAAAUAAAAGAUAUAGGUUUUCA
Messenger RNA from Silurus meridionalis, 2473 nucleotides. It is a transcript of the gene baiap2l1a, whose product is annotated as BAR/IMD domain containing adaptor protein 2 like 1a. Gene Ontology annotation, biological process: actin crosslink formation; plasma membrane organization; positive regulation of actin filament polymerization. Gene Ontology annotation, cellular component: cytosol; nucleoplasm. Lineage: Eukaryota; Metazoa; Chordata; Actinopteri; Siluriformes; Siluridae. The record is from RefSeq and is a predicted model, not a curated record. Gene Ontology annotation, molecular function: protein binding. The transcript is spliced from 15 exons. Bases 221 to 1642 code for a protein of 473 amino acids.